CUGCAUCCACCUGCUCCACAAGCUCCACCACAGUAUCCUCCACUAUCGCCACCGCACAACACACGCCGCUCCACCACCACACCACAGCACACCACAGCACUGCACAGCGUCAUGGCGGGCGUGGCUGUGUUGGCGCUCCUUGCUACUCUGGCCCUGCAAUGUGGACAAGGCCAAGAGGUCCUGGUGGGUCGAGAAGUCGUGGAGUCGUCAGCGAGGCGUUUCGUGGAAGAGGCAGAGAAGGAGCUGAUGAACCAGUGCACCAGAACCAUGCAGGCUGCUUGGAACUACCAGACCGACCUCACAACGCAUCACAGAACCCUCCUGGUUAACGAGCAGGACACUUUCAAGAGGAUGCAGGAGGAGUCACGGCAGGAGGCUGGCAGGUGGCGCUCCGUUGACUACUUGUUCACUGACUCGGAUCUGAAGGACAGGUUGGACAAGAUGAGUGUGAUUGGCCUGCCUGAACUGCCCUCUCCCUCUAUGACCUCCUACCGAAGGGUCCUCUCCGACAUGACUCAUAUCUACACCAGCGCCUCCGUCUGUAGCCGCUACCGUCCCUCCCGCUGCUCCCUCACGCCCCACUCAGGUCUGAACGAGUUAAUGUCUACAAGUCGUGACCCCGAGGAAUUGUCUCAACUGUGGGAGUCGUGGAGGGACAGAACAAAGACCAUCAGACACUCCUACCGCGCCUUCGUCGUCCUUGCCAACCGCGCCGUCCAGGGAUUCAAUUUCAGGCACAAGGGGGACAUGAAUUAUGUUGAAUAUGGCGCUGGGGACCUGAUGGAGCAGCUGCAGGAGGCGUGGGAGCAGCUGCAGCCUCUUUACCUCCAAUUGCACGCGUACGUCAGGAGGAAGCUGCGAGAGGAGUACGGUAGCCAGCUGGUGACGGAGAGGGGGCCGCUACCUGCUCAUCUACUGGGGAAUAUUUGGGGACAGGAGUGGCCCCUCGCCUACCUCCUGCCCCGUCCCGACCUGCCGCCUCUCGAUGUUACGCCUGAGAUGGUGCGCCAGGGAAUGACUCCAAGAGCUAUCUUCGAAAUAGCUGACGACUUCUUCGUCUCUCUGGGUCUUGAGCGCGCCCCUCCUUCCUUCUGGCGGACCUCCCUUCUGCAGGAGCCCGAGGAUAGAAGCGUGGUGUGCAGCGCCUCUACCUGGGACUUCUGUGACGGCAAGGACUUCAGGGUGAAGCAAUGCACCAAAGUGACCCAGGAUGACUUCGUGUCCGCCCACCACGAGAUGGCGCACCUGCAGUACUUCCGCCAGUACCGACACCUGCCCUAUCUAUACCGCAAGGGCGCCAACCCAGGUUUUCACGAGGCCAUUGGGCUUGCUGUGGGGCUGAGUGUCGCCACGCCGCGCCACUUCCGCCGCAUGGGUCUGAUCAGGGCAGGAGAGGAGCCAGGGUACCUCUCGCAGAUCAACACCCUCAUGCACCUCGCCCUGCGCCAGCUGCCCUUCAUGCCCUUCGCCAGGGUGAUGGACCUCUGGAGGGAGGGGGUGUUCAACGGGACCACUCACGAGAAGGACUGGAAUUGCGCCUGGUGGGACCUCAGAGUCAGCGUGCAGGGCAUCAAGCCGCCAGAUGUCAGGACGGAGAAGGACUUUGACCCUGGCGCCAAGUACCAGAUAGCUGCUGACUCCUCCUACACCAGGUACUUCGUGGCCUUCGUGUUGCAGUUCCAGAUUUACAAGUCGCUGUGUAUGGCUGCCGGGGAGUACGACCCGAAGGACAAGAGGAAGAGCCUUCAUGAGUGUGACUUCUACCUGUCCCCUGCUGCAGGAAACAUUCUUCGCUCUGUGAUGAAGCUGGGCGCCUCCAAGCCGUGGGAGGAGGUGGUGGAGGUGCUGACGGAGGGGCGGGAGACAGGACUUAACGCUACAGCCAUGCGAGAGUACUACAAGCCCCUGGAGGAGUGGCUGACGAGGGAUAACCUGAGACACGGGGAGUAUGUGGGAUGGAGACCAGAUGGAGAGUACUGCCUUUACAAGAAGCCGCUUCGCUAUAGCAGAUGUAGUGUUGGCUAAAUGUCCCCGUAUACUUUUCCCUUAUACUCUAUUCCUUACUUUUUCCUCAUUCUCUUCCCUUAUACCUUACCUUUACAUUACACCCUCAUCUGCAGUUCUAUCCUGAUACAAAAAUCUUAUAUACCUCAUCUUUAUACUCUACGAUUCUCUCAUAUUUAUUAUUUUACUUAUAUUCAGUCUUUUACCACGUUUGCACCCUCAUACUCUGCCUGUGUGUGAUACCCUAAUACGAAUCUCUUACAGUUCUCUCAUAUUCCAGUGUUAUUUAGUGUAUACAGUGGAGACUCAAUACUUGAACUUUUCAAUAUAUGAACGCAAAAAUUCGAUUUGAUAAUACGAAUCUCUUAUAUACUUCAUCCUUACACUCUUAGAAUUCUCUCACAUUCCAGUCUUAUAUUAUUUAGCGUAUACAGUGGAGACUCAUUACUCAAACAUCUUAAUAGUCGAACUUUUCAAUACAUGAACGUAAAACUUCGAUUUAAUCCAUAUUCAUUGUCUUUUUACCACAUUCUUGCCUAUCAUUCACUCCUCACACUUCCAUAGACCUCGGCAGCUUUAUUUUGAACACUAGACGUUUGGGUUUAGUGGAAGGAACGAAGCUUUAGUCUCAAGCUUUAUUAAUUCUGUAUAGUGACAAUCCUAAACCAUUCGUGUGGUUAU
Molecule: messenger RNA, 2685 nt
Organism: Portunus trituberculatus (swimming crab)
Lineage: Eukaryota; Metazoa; Arthropoda; Malacostraca; Decapoda; Portunidae
Product: angiotensin-converting enzyme-like
Exons: 14
Coding region: 112-2025 (637 amino acids)
Biological process (GO): proteolysis
Cellular component (GO): plasma membrane
Molecular function (GO): metallopeptidase activity; peptidyl-dipeptidase activity
Source: RefSeq, a predicted model, not a curated record